Microthlaspi erraticum is the source of this 309-nucleotide messenger RNA. NCBI's taxonomy places the organism in Eukaryota, Viridiplantae, Streptophyta, Magnoliopsida, Brassicales, Brassicaceae. The record is from the annotation of a GenBank genome assembly.
AUGAAACGCAUCAUGAGGCAACGGUUUGUCCCUGGUCAUUACCAACGUGAGCUACAUUCCAAGCUCAAAAAACUCACUCAAGGCUCCAGGACUGUGGAAGAGUACUACCAAGAAAUGGAGAUACAAGAUAUUGUGGAGAUGCAAAAUUGUGUGGCCCUGGAGUCCAUGUUUCACAAGGCAGUUCUGGCCGAGACACAAUUGAAGAGGAGAAGCUCCACUCGACUCAAUACAGAGCCGCGCAGACCAGCCUUCAACCGCGACACCAAGUCUUUCGCGCCAAGGCCAGAAACCAAACCUCUAGCUACUUGA